AUGACAAGAAAGACAGCGACAAGAAAGCAGACAAGAAAGAGACAAGAAGACGACAAGAAAGAUGACAAGAAGUGCGACAAGAAAGGAGACAAGAAAGAUGACAAGAAAGACGAAAAGAAAGGUGACAAGAAAGGAGACAAGAAAGAUGACAAGAAAGAUGACAAGAAAGGAGACAAGAAAGAUGACAAGAAAGAUGACAAGAAAGGAGACAAGAAAGGAGACAAGAAAGGCGACAAGAAAGGUGACAAGAAAGGUGACAAGAAAGGUGACAAGAAAGAUGACAAGAAAGGAGACAAGACAGGAGACAAGAAAGGCGACAAGAAAGACGACAAGAAAGGAGACAAGAAAGGUGACAAGAAAGGAGACAAGAAAGGUGACAAGAAAGGAGACAAGAUAGACGACAAGAAAGGAGACAAGAUAGACGACAAGAAAGGUGACAAGAAAGGUGACAAGAAAGAUGACAAGAAAGAUGACAAGAAAGGAGACAAGAAAGAUGACAAGAAAGGUGAUAAGAAAGAUGACAAGAAAGAUGACAAGAAAGACGACAAGAAAGGUGACAAGAAAGGUGACAAGAAAGGUGAUAAGAAAGGUGACAAGAAAGGAGACAAGAAAGGAGACAAGAAAGGAGACAAGAAAGGCGACAAGAAAGGUGACAAGAAAGGUGACAAGAAAGGUGACAAGAAAGGAGACAAGAUAGACGACAAGAAAGGUGACAAGAAAGGCGACAAGAAAGGCGACAAGAAAGGCGACAAGAAAGGAGACAAGAAAGGCGACAAGAAAGGCGACAAGAAAGACGACAAGAAAGGAGACAAGAAAGGUGACAAGAAAGGAGACAAGAAAGGAGACAAGAAAGGCGACAAGAAAGGUGACAAGAAAGGCGACAAGAAAGGCGACAAGAAAGGAGACAAGAAAGGCGACAAGAAAGGCGACAAGAAAGGAGACAAGAAAGGAGACAAGAAAGGUGACAAGAAAGGAGACAAGAAAGGUGACAAGAAAGGAGACAAGAUAGACGACAAGAAAGGUGACAAGAAAGGGGACAAGAAAGGUGACAAGAAAGGUGACAAGAAAGGAGACAAGAAAGGAGACAAGAAAGGAGACAAGACAGGUGAAAAGAAAGGCGACAAGAAAGGAGACAAGAAAGGAGACAAGAAAGGCGACAAGAAAGGCGACAAGAAAGACGACAAGAAAGACGACAAGAAAGGGACAAGAAAGGCGACAAGAAAGAUGAGCCAGUCUGUAGGAUUCAGUGAGACCAAAGGUGUGUCAGAGUUUUAA
Molecule: messenger RNA, 1275 nt
Organism: Perca fluviatilis (European perch)
Lineage: Eukaryota; Metazoa; Chordata; Actinopteri; Perciformes; Percidae
Product: cylicin-2-like
Exons: 2
Coding region: 1-1275 (424 amino acids)
Source: RefSeq, a predicted model, not a curated record